AUGCCGCGGGCGAUAUCAGUUAAACACACCCCCGGAAAGCCGGGGAAGGUAUACUAUCCGUUGAGCAUCGACACGGUGCCGAAACCCAGCCCGGGACCAGGCCAGCUCUUGAUCAAGAUCCACGCGGCGGCCCUCAACCAUCGAGACUUGUUCAUUCGCCAAGCUCUGUACCCGGCCAUCGGCUUCGGAGUGCCUCUUCUGGCCGAUGGGUGCGGUACGGUGACUGAAGUCGGCGCUGGUGCCAACGCGUCAUGGGUCGGCAAGCGAGUCGUGCUCAAUCCCGGCACCGGGUGGAAGGAUUCACUCGAAGGGCCCGAAGACCGUCGAGGGUAUCAGAUCCUGGGCGGCACGAAAACCACCGACGUUGGCACAUUGCAAGAGUACUGCGCCGUGGACGAGACCGAGGUCGAGGAGGCACCUGCUCACUUGAGCGACGUCGAAUGUGCAGCGAUCCCUCUGACCGGACUCACGGCGUGGCGGGCCGUCAUGGUCAAGUGUGGUGCUCACAAUCUUCAACCUGGAAAAAACAUCCUGAUCACCGGUAUUGGUGGGGGAGUGGCCUUGAUGGCGCUCAUGUUCGUUACGGCCACGGGUGCCAACGCCUGGGUGACGAGCGGCGACCAGGCCAAAAUCGACAAGGCCGUGGCGCUGGGCGCAAAGGGCGGUGUGAUUUACAAAGAAAAGGACUGGCACUCGAAACUGCUCAAGCUGCUGCCGAAUGAUAACAAAAAAUUCGAUGCCAUUGUGGACGGUGCCGGGGCGGACAUUGUGGAAAAAGGGGCCAAGUUACUCAAGGACGGUGGCAUAGUCUCCAUCUACGGCAUGACGGUGAGCCCCAAGAUGCCAUUCCUGAUGCAAGCCGUGUUGCGGAACAUCGAGGUCAAGGGAUCAACCAUGGGAAGUCGAAAGGAGUUCAAGGACAUGGUUGAUUUUGUCAAACGGUCAAGGUCCAAGCCCGUCGUGAGUCGAGUAGUCAGUGGCAUCGAGGACAUCGACGGCAUCAAUGGCCUCUUCGACGAGAUGAAGCAGGGAUCUCAGUUUGGAAAAUUGGUCGUCGAGAUAGGGGACAAGAGACAAGCGAAGUUGUGA
Messenger RNA from Exophiala spinifera, 1089 nucleotides. RefSeq lists its product as uncharacterized. Lineage: Eukaryota; Fungi; Ascomycota; Eurotiomycetes; Chaetothyriales; Herpotrichiellaceae. The coding region runs from base 1 to 1089 and encodes 362 amino acids. The record is from RefSeq and is a predicted model, not a curated record. The transcript has 4 exons. Gene Ontology annotation, molecular function: oxidoreductase activity.